Molecule: messenger RNA, 1452 nt
Organism: Protopterus annectens (West African lungfish)
Lineage: Eukaryota; Metazoa; Chordata; Ceratodontiformes; Protopteridae
Gene: ALX1
Product: ALX homeobox 1
Exons: 4
Coding region: 174-1163 (329 amino acids)
Biological process (GO): embryonic skeletal system morphogenesis; positive regulation of transcription by RNA polymerase II; negative regulation of DNA-templated transcription
Molecular function (GO): RNA polymerase II transcription regulatory region sequence-specific DNA binding; DNA-binding transcription activator activity, RNA polymerase II-specific
Source: RefSeq, a predicted model, not a curated record
GCUUGUAUAAAGGCAGCUUCUAGUUACCCUUCAGGAAGACAAAUGAAACUUCUGAGAAGCCUUAUUAUCUAUUGAGGCAUAUUCUGCAACUCUGGACAUUCAGAAGCAAAUGAGACAGCGCGGAUACCGUCAUUGGCCUCAUUAUUAAUACUGUUACUGCUAUUAAUAUUGUUAUGGAGUUUCUUGGUGAGAAGUUCACAUUGAAAAGCCAACAGUCGUGCAAUAAAAGCGGUGAUUUCUACAUGGGGCCGGCAACAAGCGCACUGGAACACGUUAUGGAAAGUUUAGACGAUUCCUUUUACAGCAAGAACCCCCCCAAGUGUGUGCAGCAAUCAUUCAGCACUAUCCAGAGAGCUGAGCUCCAUGGCAGGCUAGACAGGACGCCUCCUUGCGAAGAUAAUCGUGUGAACUAUGGGAUAACUAAAAUCGAGGGUCAGCCCCUGCACACAGAGCUAAGUAGGCCAACGAUGGAUAACUGCUGCAGUUUGCGAGUGUCUCCAGCAAAAGGAGUUCAAGACAAAGGAGAAAUUGAGGAGUUGGGAGAUAAAUGUGACAGCAAUGUUUCCAGCAGCAAGAAGAGGCGGCACAGAACCACGUUCACCAGCUUACAGUUGGAGGAACUGGAGAAGGUGUUUCAGAAAACCCAUUAUCCAGAUGUUUAUGUCAGAGAACAGCUUGCUCUGAGGACAGAGCUCACAGAAGCUAGAGUCCAGGUCUGGUUCCAAAACAGAAGAGCAAAGUGGAGAAAGAGAGAACGCUAUGGACAAAUACAACAAGCCAAGAACCACUUUGCUGCCACUUAUGAUAUAUCAGUUUUACCAAGAACUGAUAAUUAUCCACAGAUUCAGAACAACAUGUGGACAGGAAAUGCUCCCAGCGGCUCUGUAGUUACGUCUUGUAUGUUACCACGGGAUACAGCCUCCUGUAUGCCGCAAUAUUCUCACUCUUCCAGGACUGACUCUGGUUACACUGGGUUUGCUAGUCAUCAAAACCAGUUUAGCCACAUGUCGCUCAACAACUUUUUCACUGACUCCAUACUUUCUGGGGCUUCCAAUGGCCAUGCUUUUGAAGUAAAGCCUGAGUUUGAGAGAAGGUCAUCAAGCAUUGCAGUCUUGCGAAUGAAAGCCAAGGAACACACUGCCAAUAUUUCAUGGGCUAUGUAAAUCAAAUACUGCUGCAUAUGACAAACUGGAAACAACAAAAAAAAAACAUUUCUGUUCAGAGUAUUUAAAUAAAAAUCAACAUGCUGCUCUACUUUAGAAUGGCUAGGAGCAGUAGUCUGUGGACUAAAAAUGCACUAAUUUAACAGAUAUUUUGUUGGGGUGCACAUUUGUCUGUAAAUAGGCUGGCCUUUGUUUCUUGUCUAUUGAAUCUUGUUGGCAAACCUUGGUCUGUGACAUGAUAUGAUUUUUACAGGAAGUUCUGCUUUGCAGCCUAGUUCUGCCUUACAUU